AUGAUUUCAAUCAACACUAUAUUAAAACUUCUCAGUCUACCAAUCAGACUUCUUUGGGUCAUUGUAAAGUAUCCGUUCCUAGGCGGUACCAACCAGAAAUUCAGAAAUGAUUUAAAAAACUCAUUGAAAUUGAUCGUGUUUCGAUUUGGGUUAUCUUUGUCGGUCAAAGAUACUGCUUACCUUGCCAAGAAAUCAACUCAAACGGUGAUUAACAGCUUGAAACCGCUGUAUCCUAAAUUGACCAAUUUGAACAAGUAUGGAAAGUCGUAUGAUGCCUCAAACGUGUGGAUUGUUGAGGCUGAAAACAGAUCUAAUUCUGACCCUAUUAUCAUCUACUUGCAUGGGGGUGGAUACAGGCUCAAUACCAAUCCAGGACAUAUUUCAUCACUUUUAAGUGCCUACCAUUUGCUUGAUGAAGACAAGAGGAAAAAGACAUCUAUUUUGGUGCUCGACUAUGGUUUGGCAUGCCAUGGACAUUAUGUCGGAUCGCAAGUGUAUGAAUUAGCCGCAACGUAUAAGAAAUUAGCUGCACAGGGUAAUACGAAUCUUAUCUUGAUGGGCGAUUCUGCUGGAGGUAAUUUGGGAGUUGCAUUCUUGCAAUACUUGAAACAGGAAAAUGAUCCAAAAUUACCAUGGCCAAAAUCGGCAGUCUUGAUUAGUCCAUGGGUCAAGAUUGUUCCUGAUGCUUAUCAACUCACUCCAGGCCACUCCUACUAUGAAAAUGAAAAACAUGAUAUGUUAAGUGCCAGUGUUGCCAGAAGUGAAGAACGAAAGAAGUCAAUGUUUGGUGGAAAAAAUUAUGCUAAUCUAUUAAUAUCACCGGGAAACUUGCCUUACAAAACUAGUGACUGGAGCGAUAUCCCCACAUUUAACAAAAAGGGCUACUCGACUUUUGUCAUUUUUGGUGAGCAUGAAAUUUUCAGAGAUGAUAUUUGUGAAUGGACCCAUUAUGCUCUUAAAUCGCCCUUGGAGAUCCCAAAACAGGAUUCAAGAGGUGUUUUCAACCCUAAGGUAUAUGAGUACAAGUCUAGUAGUGAUGAUGAAGCAUAUGUUGAUGUUGUUCUCGAGCCAUGGGGAAUUCAUGUCGCUCCUUUGUUUUUUGAAGAUGAAGUAACAAAGAAAUUGGAGAAGCAACCAAAUUUGAAGUUGAAAGAUUUGGAUGAGGACAAGUUCUUGGGAACGGUAAAAAUUGCCCAAUUUUUGAACGAUACCUUAUAG
Messenger RNA from Lodderomyces margitis, 1218 nucleotides. RefSeq lists its product as uncharacterized. The coding region runs from base 1 to 1218 and encodes 405 amino acids. The record is from RefSeq and is a predicted model, not a curated record. Lineage: Eukaryota; Fungi; Ascomycota; Pichiomycetes; Serinales; Debaryomycetaceae. The transcript has a single exon.